Messenger RNA from Arabis nemorensis, 1377 nucleotides. The record is from the annotation of a GenBank genome assembly. NCBI's taxonomy places the organism in Eukaryota, Viridiplantae, Streptophyta, Magnoliopsida, Brassicales, Brassicaceae.
AUGCAAAUAUUCGUGAAAACUCUCACUGGCAAGACCAUAACUCUCGAGGUCGAGAGCUCUGACACCAUCGACAAUGUUAAGGCAAAGAUCCAGGACAAGGAAGGAAUUCCUCCGGAUCAGCAAAGACUUAUCUUCGCCGGUAAGCAGCUAGAAGACGGAAGGACUCUUGCUGAUUACAAUAUCCAGAAGGAAUCUACUUUGCACUUGGUUCUCCGAUUGAGAGGAGGUAUGCAGAUCUUUGUCAAGACUUUGACCGGCAAGACCAUUACCCUCGAAGUCGAAAGCUCCGAUACUAUUGACAACGUCAAGGCUAAAAUCCAGGACAAGGAAGGUAUUCCUCCGGAUCAGCAGAGGCUCAUCUUUGCCGGUAAGCAGCUUGAAGACGGAAGGACUCUAGCCGACUACAACAUACAGAAGGAAUCUACUCUUCACCUUGUCCUGCGUCUUCGUGGUGGUAUGCAGAUCUUUGUCAAGACCCUCACCGGUAAAACCAUUACUCUUGAGGUGGAGAGCUCAGACACUAUUGACAACGUCAAGGCAAAGAUCCAGGAUAAGGAGGGAAUUCCUCCGGACCAGCAAAGACUCAUCUUCGCCGGUAAGCAGCUUGAGGACGGAAGGACUCUUGCUGAUUACAAUAUUCAGAAGGAGUCAACCCUCCACUUGGUGCUUCGUCUCAGAGGUGGUAUGCAGAUCUUUGUGAAGACCCUCACUGGAAAGACCAUUACUCUUGAGGUUGAGAGCUCAGACACUAUCGAUAAUGUCAAGGCUAAGAUCCAGGACAAAGAGGGAAUCCCACCGGAUCAGCAGAGGCUUAUCUUUGCCGGUAAGCAGCUAGAGGAUGGACGCACACUCGCUGACUACAACAUCCAGAAGGAGUCUACACUCCAUCUUGUGCUUCGUCUUCGUGGUGGUAUGCAGAUCUUUGUGAAGACACUUACCGGAAAGACCAUUACUCUUGAGGUGGAGAGUUCAGACACAAUCGAUAACGUCAAGGCAAAAAUUCAGGACAAAGAAGGGAUCCCACCGGACCAGCAGAGACUUAUCUUUGCCGGUAAGCAGCUCGAAGAUGGAAGGACACUCGCUGAUUACAAUAUCCAGAAGGAAUCAACCCUUCACCUUGUGUUGCGUCUUCGUGGUGGUAUGCAAAUCUUUGUGAAGACUUUGACAGGAAAGACUAUUACCUUGGAGGUUGAGAGUUCAGACACAAUUGACAAUGUGAAGGCUAAGAUUCAGGACAAGGAAGGGAUCCCUCCGGACCAACAGAGACUCAUCUUCGCUGGUAAACAGCUUGAGGAUGGUCGGACUCUUGCGGAUUACAAUAUCCAGAAGGAAUCGACCCUUCAUUUGGUUCUGCGUCUUCGUGGUGGAAGCUUCUGA